AUGGCAUCUGACAAGAAUUUCGAAGUGGAAGAUCUCCUCGGGGACAUCGAAACACGCAAAUUUCUCUACGAAGAAGACCUUGCCAGUCAAGUCGACCCCGAACAGUUGGCCGAAGAUGCCAGAAUCCUCAAGGAGCUGGAGGCUCGACUCCAACGACUUUUGGGUAAUGAUACCCCAGAUGCUUCGACAGAGCAAGAAAGUAACCAAUCCCGUUCAACCCCACUGCCGGCAUCACCCGUGGCACAUACUGGAAGGUCGACAGCUUCCUCUUCCUCAACGGCAUCGCCUGCCCCAUCAACUCAUCAAACUCCUGCUAGACCUCCCACGAGCAAUGGAUAUGGCCCCUCGCACACUCAACCCGGAGAUUCCUACAUGCGAAGAUGGCAUGAAAGUCCUUCUCGUGCUCCGACUGCGGGCCCCUCGCGCACCCCCUCUACGGGCCGAUCUCUAUCCAGGCCCCAGUUCAAUGCAAAUGAAGACCCAGAACCUGAUUUCUCGGUCCCUGAUGCGUCUCGCAAGCGACCGCGUCAUGAUUCGAUUUCCUCGCCUGUAGCGGCUCCGUCAAAACGACAGGCUCUAAUUGACGAGUAUGAAACUCGAAUGGAGCAGUUGUCGGAAGACUUGGAUCAGAAGCUGACAAAGAUCCGCGAAGAUUACGAGGAGAGGCGAAAGGACGUUGAUGACCUUGAAUUCAGGGCUAUGGCCGGCGGAAUCUCUAUCUCGGAGGUCCUUGAGGCCCUGCAAGAGGAAAUGGAAGAAGAGGAGCGAGUUGUUCGGAGGGAUAUCAACCUGGAACGAGAUGGGGCUAUGGCUCAAAAACUACAAGCGGAGGAUUUGGGCGAGGAUGAGCCCGCGACAUACCCACCCGGCCAGUCAAACAGACCUACGCACCAUCCUCUAGAUCGACUCCCUUUCCGACCAACGGAUCCUCAACGAUUUGAUGGGACUUUCAGGCCCGCCUCGUCGAUUCCAUUUUCAUACAACCAUCCUUACGCUCCUUUACCCCCUAGCCAUCCUGAGAUGCUGAUAUUAGGCGCGGGCCCUGAUAAGCAAGCCCAGCCAUUCCCUGGCAAUCACUGGGAUGACGAUCUUCAAGAAAUCUCAGGGGAAUCUUUCAAUGCGAGAUUUGGAACCCAAUUCAGAGAUCCAAGAGGGUACGGAUACCCAUAUCUGCCUUCCUCGGAUUUCUCCACUGCCCGAAAACUUCCAUGGGUAUCGUCGGUAUCGCCGUAUCCCCGCAAUUAUACCAAUGACUAUACCCGCGACGCUGCAGGUCUCGCAAUGAGCACCUUAGACGAGGCAAAGUUGAACUUUGAGGAUGAUGACAUUGAGCGUUACGAGGAACAAAACUUCCCGAAGGACAUCAAGAAUCUCCUCACGGGUAUCAAAGAUAUCAGGGAUGCUACAAAUGCCGACACCGAUGAGACUCCGAGUGCACUAAAGGUGACGUUGAUGAAGCACCAAAAGAUCGGCUUGAGGUGGAUGAAGGCAAAGGAAGACAGUAGCCAAAAGGGUGGAAUCCUGGCAGAUGAUAUGGGUCUCGGCAAAACCAUUCAAGCGAUUGCGCUCAUGACCGCCCGUCCGCCCACUGACCCUGAACGACACCCGUCCCUCAUCGUUGCCCCAAAGGCUCUCAUGGAGCAAUGGAGACUCGAGAUUGCCCGACAUGUCAAUCCCGGCAAACAUAAGCUGUCGGUUUUCAUUUUCCACGACAAGACUCGCCGCACCCCCUGGAUGGACCUACGCAAAAAUGAUGUGAUCAUCACGACCUUUGGCACUUUAAUGGCCAACCACAGGUACCUAGCUAAAGCUGAAGAAAUGGAGAAAGCGGGCAGAGGCCCGGAGAUCACCGACUUGUACCGUAACCAAGCGGUCUUCUUCACGCCCACGAGCAAAUUCCACCGAGUUAUUGUGGACGAGGCGCAAAACAUCAAAAAUCCCGCGGCAAAGAGCGGCAAAGCCUGUUGCGCCCUUGACGCUACCUUCCGUUGGUGUCUGACCGGAACGCCCAUGAUGAACAAGCUGGACGACUUCCAGUCUCUUCUCAAAUUCCUUCGAAUCAGGCCUUACAACCACAAAGAGAAAUUCAAACGAGAUUUCCCCGUGCGUGUCGGCAUGGUGGAAGAGAAUAUCAUGAAUCAGCUGCGUGUCCUGGUCAAAUCUGUCUGUUUGCGACGUACAAAGACAUCUCAGAUCGAUGGCCAGCCUAUUCUUAACCUGCCGCCGAAGGUAAUCGAGAAAGUCCACGUCGUGUUCAACGAAUUUGAGAACGCAACAUACACAGAGCUGAGCAACUCCACCCAAGAGAAGAUCACCAAGUUGAUCAACAGUGGUACCCUCGGCAAGAACUACACUCAUGUGCUGGUUCUGCUCCUCCGACUGCGACAGGCAUGCUGUCACCCACAGCUGUUGGACAUCAACACUGACGACAUCAGCACCGUUUCCGGGGUUGAUCUAGUCGCGAAUGCAAAACUCUUGACGGCUGACGUUGUAACACGCAUCAAGAGCCUGGAUGAAGAGGGUGAUGAAGAAGCUGGGACGUGCCCGAUUUGUAUGGAUAGUUCUGGAAAUGCUGUCAUCUACAUUCCUUGUGGCCAUUCGGUCUGUCGCGAAUGCUUUGCGCGCAUAUCCGACCCCGCAGUGCUUGCCCGAGAUGAUACCUCAGGCCUGGUUAAGUGUCAGAACUGCCGUGGACCAGUCGAUCCUGAGAAGAUCACAGAUCUGAACUCGUUUAAGCAAGCGCAUGAUCCGAAUGCAGUGCCUGAGAAAGAGGUGAAGAAGAAAGAUGAUACAUCGGAUGAUGACUCCGAUACCGAAUACGACUCCCAAGAUGAGUCCGGUGAAUCGGUGAAAAGGGGCAAGAGAAAAUCCCUGGCCGUGCUACGACAGGCUGGCCAGAAAAAUCAAAAGGAGAGACGCAAGUAUCUUCGUCGUCUCGAGAAGACGUGGAUUCCAAGCUCGAAGAUUGAAAAAUCCAUGGAGAUCCUGCAGGCAAACGAGGACCGAGGAAAUGGCGAGAAAACCAUCAUCUUCAGCCAAUUCACCUCGCUGCUCGAUCUCUUGGAGGUUCCUAUCAAGCGCCGGGGCUGGAAGUACGUGCGAUUUGACGGGACGAUGAAGGUGGAUGAUCGCAACGCCGCUGUUGCAGGUUUCACUGAUGACCCUAUGACGCGGGUCAUGCUCGUUUCUCUGAAGGCUGGCAAUGCCGGUUUGAAUCUGGUCGCUGCGUCACACGUUAUCAUAUUCGAUCCCUUCUGGAAUCCCUACGUUGAAGACCAGGCUAUCGACCGAGCCCAUCGUAUCGGUCAAACGAAGGAUGUAUUUGUGCACCGAUUGCUCAUCGAGAACACUGUGGAGGAUAGAAUUGUUGAGCUUCAAGAGCAGAAGCGUGAGUUGAUCAGUGGUGCCCUUGAUGAGGGCGGUUCGAUGAACGUGCAACGUUUGAGCGUUAGGGAUCUGGCAUAUUUGUUUGGAAUUCAAGACGCUUGA
This is a messenger RNA of Penicillium manginii, 3489 nucleotides long. RefSeq names its product DEAD/DEAH box helicase. Gene Ontology annotation, cellular component: cytoplasm. The coding region runs from base 1 to 3489 and encodes 1162 amino acids. The transcript is spliced from 4 exons. Lineage: Eukaryota; Fungi; Ascomycota; Eurotiomycetes; Eurotiales; Aspergillaceae. Gene Ontology annotation, molecular function: ATP binding; ATP-dependent chromatin remodeler activity. The record is from RefSeq and is a predicted model, not a curated record.